UCCCAUUGAUGCCUCGGUCCCAUCCUUUGUUCUCCUGCUAUGAUUGUGCUUCUCCUCCUGGGUGUGCUGGUGGCCCCGCAUGUCGGGGGCCAUCCUCUGGACACCCCACACCUUCCACGGGAGCUGCCUCCAGGACUCUCAAAAAAUAUCAAUAUCACAUUCUUCAAUGGGGUGUUUAAAAACGUGGAAAAUGUGGCUGAAAUUUUUGAUUGCCUGGGCUCCCGCUUCACCUGGCUGCAGGCCGUCCUCACCAGCUUCCCCGCGCUGCUGCAGUUCGUGAGCGGCAUGAAGUGUGUGGCCGGGCUCUGCCCCCGGGACUUCGAAGACUACGGCUGCGCCUGCAGGUUUGAGAUGGAAGGGCUGCCUGUGGACGAGUCUGACAGCUGCUGCUUCCAGCAUCGCAGGUGCUACGAGGAGGCCGCUGAGAUGGACUGUCUCCAAGACCCUGCCAAGCUUAGCACAGAUGUCGACUGCAUCAGCAAGACCAUCACGUGUGAGUCCAGGGACCCUUGUGAGCACCUGCUGUGUACCUGCGACAAGGCUGCUAUAGAGUGCUUGGCUCAGUCCAGUAUCAACUCUUCUCUGAACCUUCUGGACACUUCCUUCUGUCUGGCUCAGCCUCCAGUGGUUCCUGUGGAGCCCACCGACACUGGCCUGAUGGCCCUCUCAGGAGAAGGACCAGGCCAAGCCCAGGAAGGCACGGAAGCCCAGAGGGCCACACCCCCCCCAGCCUGUGACAGGUUCACCUUCCUGCACCUGGGAAGCGAGGACAACACGUGGGUGAUGCCACAGCUUGGAGAGAUGCUCUUUUGUCUGACAUCCCGGUGCCCAGAGGAAUUUGAAUCUUACGGCUGUUACUGUGGCCAAGAAGGACGAGGUGAACCGAGGGAUGCUCUGGACAGGUGCUGUUUGUCCCAUCACUGCUGCCUGGAGCAGGUGCGAAGGCUAGGCUGCCUGCCCGAGAGGCUUCCUCAGUCACCGGUGGUGUGCGUGGAUGGUGCGCCCAAGUGUGUCGGGCAGAGCCUGUGUGUGAAGCUGCUUUGUGCCUGUGACCAGACAGCGGCCGAGUGCAUGGCCUCUGCCUUCUUUAACCAAAGCCUCAAGACAUCAGGCAGACAAGAGUGCCAGGGCCACCAGCUAUCCUGCGAGGACGGCAUGGGCGGAGGGCCUUCAGCUUCCUCCCUUGGCUCCAGCUCUGAGGAGAACAGUGAGGAAGCCACGCCCCACAUGGACGGCCUAAGAAGAACCAGAAUAUUUAUGGGGCAGUCACUUGGUCCUCUGGGGAGGCCACAAGGUCCCAGAUAGAUCCCCAGAGAAAAUGACAAGCAUACCCUGUAGUUCUGUUCCUCCCGUGACCUUCACCUCUUUGGGCUCAGUCUCCUCCUCUAUCCUCCUCUGUCCUCUAAGCAGAGGCUCAAAGGGAAGAGAGGCAGCGAGACUCUCAGUUCACAUUCAAAUGUGC
Ceratotherium simum simum (southern white rhinoceros) is the source of this 1462-nucleotide messenger RNA. NCBI's taxonomy places the organism in Eukaryota, Metazoa, Chordata, Mammalia, Perissodactyla, Rhinocerotidae. The record is from RefSeq and is a predicted model, not a curated record.